GAACUUAGCGCUGGUGCGAUGUUUCCAGCCGGGGAUGUUUGCGGCGGGAGCACCGCGGGGGUUUCCGGCCGGGGCGGUUUUGGCGGGCGCCGACGGAAGCGGAAGUGGCGGCGGGGCGGGAUGGAGGAGCCCGAGAUGCAGCUGAAGGUGAAGAAAGUGACGGACAAAUUCACGGAGAGCAUGUACGUCCUGGCCAACGAGCCCUCUGUGGCGCUGUACCGGCUGCAGGAGCACGUGCGCAGAUCGCUUCCAGAGCUCGCACAGCACAAGUCCGACAUGCAGAGCUGGGAGGAGCAAAGCCAAGGAGCCAUCUACACCGUAGAGUACGCCUGCAGUGCCAUAAAGAACAUGACUGACAGCAGCGUGUACUUCAAGAGCAUCGACAGUCUGCUCAAACAUGCCAUAGCCAUGAAGGAUCAGCUGAACGCUGCUCAGGGCCGCAGCGCUGUUGCCCCACAAGCCAAGAAUCCUCCAGCCAGUUCCUGAUUUUAGACAAGACUGGCCAUCCGCUGCUGCCUUCUCCAGCACAGCUCUGUGUUCUCCAACCACGGGGAGGAGUGAGAAACCACCUGUUCAACCUGUGAAGUUGCACAGAGGCCUCUGCCUGCCUCUCUGUUCCCAGUAACAAGGUGCUGCACUUGCGCAGGCAAAUCCUGCUGCUGGGGUCAGGGCUGCCUUUGGGGGAGUGCUCUGGGGAGCAGUUGUGUCCCUUUUCACAGCACUCUGCAAAAGGGAGAUGUGUGGUUCUGCAUUAGUCCUUUCCAGUUCUUUUCAACGGCAGGCUGCUAUGAGGCGUUUUUCUUUCUACCUCUUGGCCACAGAAAUAUCUCAGAAAAACUAGGUCUUGCUUUCAGUGUUUUGUAGAUGGCUGUGUAAAGACGUAACGUAGGCACACUUCAGCUUUGUUCAGGAGGCAUUCUGCAAGGAAAGUUUUUUGUGUACGUGCCAGGGAUUUGCUGAAUUUGGUUUUAGUGAGAACAAUAAAAAGAAAAAACGAAA
Messenger RNA from Falco peregrinus (peregrine falcon), 999 nucleotides. RefSeq names its product BLOC-1 related complex subunit 8 (gene BORCS8). The transcript is spliced from 5 exons. The record is from RefSeq and is a predicted model, not a curated record. NCBI's taxonomy places the organism in Eukaryota, Metazoa, Chordata, Aves, Falconiformes, Falconidae. Bases 19 to 486 code for a protein of 155 amino acids. Gene Ontology annotation, cellular component: BORC complex.